This is a messenger RNA of Acytostelium subglobosum LB1, 1197 nucleotides long. RefSeq lists its product as hypothetical. The transcript has 4 exons. NCBI's taxonomy places the organism in Eukaryota, Evosea, Eumycetozoa, Acytosteliales, Acytosteliaceae. Gene Ontology annotation, molecular function: RNA binding; zinc ion binding. The annotation marks the transcript as partial. The record is from RefSeq and is a predicted model, not a curated record.
GACGAACAAAAAGUUAAACAAACAACAAUCAACAUGUCACUGUAUAUUGGUGGACUCUCUGGCGAGACAUCGACAAAGGACUUGAACGACCUAUUCGCCAAGUAUGGUCCAAUAAUAAGGAAUGACGUUAAGAAGUUUAGCGGAAGAUGCUUUGCCUUCAUCGACUUUAAAGAACGACGUGAUGCCGAUGAUGCCCUCAAAGCUUUAAAUGGUAUCACACUGCUUGGAUCAAAGAUCGCAGUUGAAUGGUCAAACUCUAGAGGUGGAGCUGCAGAUAUAAAGUGUUAUUCAUGUCAACAGAACGGCCACUUUGCAAAGGACUGUCCAAACAACAAGAGAAAGAGAUCGAGAUCACGGGACAGAUCGAGGUCAAGGUCGAGAUCAAGAUCGAGCAGACGUGACAAGCGACACAGACACGAGAAGAGCAGCAGCAGGAGGGAUCGCUCAAAGGACAGGUCGAGGUCGAGGUCGCGCGACAGACAUCAUCACAGGUCGCGAUCCAGAGACAGAUCGAGAGACAAGUCGCGGGACAGGUCGCGCGACAGACACCAUCACAGAGACCGCUCGAGGUCGCGCUCCAAGUCAAAGUCCAGAUCGAGGUCGAGAUCAAAGUCAAGAUCGAGGUCCAAGGAGAGACAUCACCAUCAUCACCACCACCAUUCGUCGGACAGAUCGCAUCGAUCGAGGAGCAGAUCAAAGUCCAGGUCGAAGGAGAGACAUCAUCAUCACCACCAUCACUCGUCAGACAGCAGGUCGUCGCACAAGAGACGCGAUCGCUCAAGAGAUAGACGUGAUCGCGACAGAUCAAAGGAAAGAGAUAGAAAGGACAAGAAGAGGAGUAGAUCAAAGGACUCAAAGUCAAAGUCCUCAUCAUCGAGUAGCAGCAGCAAUAGCAACAAUAUGAAUAGUAGUAGCAACAGUAUUAGCAAUAGCACAUCCACUACCACUGGUGGAAAGAAAGUCAAUGGUAAUGGUACCGAUCAUCCAUCAUUGGACAAUGACAACAACAACAGCAGCAGCAGUAGUAACGAUAACAACAAAGACGAAGACAACAUCAUAAUAAGAAUGGACAAUGAAAGCAACAACAACAAUGACAACAGCAUAAAUUCACUUGAGAGUGAAUCAAAGACAACAAGUGAGAAUGGAACAAACAAUGAUCACAGUGAUGAUCAAAUGGAGCCAGUCGACGAGAAACUA